AAACGUUUAUUUAACAUUAGAGAUCGGUGUUAACCCGAACGGUGCAUCAUACUUCAAGUAUUGGCGAAAUACAGCGAGUGGGAAGUGAGUGGCUACCAAACCUCAAGCAGACAGCAGACGUUCAUUCCGUACAGGGUCAAGCUCAGAGAUGAUGCCAGACAAACAGAGCCUCUACGCCUCGUCUCGUGCAGGAAUAACUCCCAUUGAUUUGUAACCUGUGGUAAAGUAACGAGUUUAACACCCGAACCGCAUAACUGUACAACCAUGUAACGUCUACAGUUCAAAUUGUGUUUUCUUUUCUCUGACUUUAACUUUUAUUUUCCGGUUUUCUCUGCAACACGUGUGACAUGGACUAACAGUUAAAUUCGUGUUGCUAACGGAACGGAAGUCGAGCAAGACUAGAAUAACAUUCCAGUACCCAUGAACCAAGAUUACGUACAUAUCAUCGAUUAUUAAGCAGCAGAAACUUCACAUAUUCCAAACUAGUUAAUAAAUUAAUAAGAAACAUCUAAGUUGACCACCAAUAGAACUUCCAAGAUGUUAACGUCCUACACAUCUGCUCAAAAAACUAUCUGUGCCUUUCUCUUGUCGGUGGCCAUAUUACUAAGUUAUUUAAUUUAUACGGUGUCUGUGCAAGGUCAUCUUGACGUAAGUCUUGGUGACCUUAAAGUCGAUGCCAUUUACCAGCGAGCAGUUCAAAAAGAUGACGGGAGCAUCGAGCUUGUGUUACACAUUCCUAAUUCCAAUGGUGUUAUGAGCUCUAUUGAAAAAUCACAGAACUUUAAAAUUAUGCCCGAGAGAUAUAAAUCAAAACGAGAAUCAAUGAACGAUACAAAAAAAUCUCCAGCAAAAAAGACUCAAUAUCCAUUAACAGUGGCCAGUCCCUACAUCAUAAACAGUCCAAAUCUGUGCAAAAAUGUUACGAACUUAGCUUUUUUAACUAUCGUCCACACUGCCACAGACCACUUCGAUCGUAGACGUAUCAUCCGAGAAACGUGGGCUAAUAAAAAGUUGUUUAAAAAUAUAUCAAGUAGGAUCGUAUUUGUGUUCGGUUUAACAAGGGAUCCAAAUAUACAAGCGUUACUGGAGAACGAACAAGUUGUACAUGGUGAUAUUGUACAGGGAGAUUUUCUGGAUCAUUAUCAUAACUUAACACAUAAAGGUGUCUUGGCUUUUAGAUGGGUGUCCGAAUAUUGUAACCAUUCCCAAAUAAUUGUUAAAAUUGACGAUGACGUCUUCUUAAACCCGUUUCUGUUGUUACUAAACAUAAUUCCGAAAUAUAAGAACAAGAAAAGGUUUAUGUUGUGCCACGUGCGUAAAAAAGGUACAAGUGGGAUCAUGCGCGGAAAGAAUUAUAAAUGGAACGUGGAAAGCGAUCAGUUCAGAGGGUACAAAAACUACCCAGUUAAUUACUGUAAUGGUUAUUUUGUUCUCAUCUCUCCAGAUAUUAUAUCAGCCAUGUAUCGUGCUUCCUGGUUGACGCCAUUUUUCUGGGUUGAUGACGUGUACCUGUACGGUCUGCUGCCGUCCAAGAUAGGUCAUGUGACACAUGAGGAUAUACGAUCUCACAUGACGUUAAAUAUGAAUACCGGUAAAAAAUGUUACGCGGAUCCCAAGCCUUGUAGCUUAAUGGUAGUAAAUGCAUGGAAACCAGGAGCGGCGGAAGAAAUGUGGAUGAAUAUUUUGAAAAAAUUAACUAAAGAACAAAAGCAGUUGGUUAAUGAUGAUUUUUUGUUUACGCACAACUGAUUUAUCAUAGAUCUCACACAAAAUGUGCUUAUGUACCCGAAAGCUUUGUAAUGUGGACACCAAGACGCUUAUUUUAAAAGAAAACGAUCUGUAAUUCAUUCACAUAGCCAUAAGGUGUGACAGUCUCCCAAACAGGGUUGUCUUCCCUUGCAGUUCACGACAGCGAGACUUGCAUGGGGGAAGGUGUUAUUUUACUAUCUAUCGAUGAUAUCGAUACCAAUUCCAGUCUGCUUAGACUUACAUAUAGGCGUCUCAAAGGUGUUAUUUUACUAUCUAUCGAUGAUAUCGAUACCAAUUCCAGUCUGCUUAGACUUACAUAUAGGCGUCUCAAAGGAGGCCUUCGGGGUAGGACCUGUCGUAAAUCAUGCACUGCUUUUUUAUACAGUCAAAAGUUUUGCAAAUUAAUAUACAUUCUGCAUGUCAAAGUUAACACGUACUCACACACUUUAGGGUUUUAACAUUAUAUGCAAAUUAAACACCGCCUAUUCGUGUUUGUCAUCUUUUUGUCGUAGAAUUUAAACGAGGUAGUUUUCCAAAAGUUAAUCACGCUGUAUAAAAAUGUAUCAAUAAAACAAGCUAGAAUACAGAGGUUGGGUGGGGUGGUGCGGGGUAGUUUUCUUUUUGAUAUUUCAAACUCGGAAUAAAGAGUGUUUAGAAUAUCGUGAAUAUAUUGUCCUCAUCGUUGUAUUGUUUACUCGUGAAAGCUGCGGUGAGUUAGUGAAUAAGGCAUUAGAUCGCUAUUUUCGGUAUUUUCCGACGUGGUUUCCACAUUUAAGUGGUGCAGGACCAAGGGACUGACAAGCAACAGCGUUUAGUUCCGCGUACACUUUAGCAUGCAGGUAAACGAACCAUAUACUUGGAAUUCGAAAUAAGAAUAGACCGCAGUGCUGCUGUCCGGGCGACCUGUUAGGGCAGACAUAUACAAUUUUCGUACUACUGCGGGUAGCCAAUAUUAUAAGAUGUUAUAAAAUAUCAGAACUCACAAUCAGCAUUAUCCUUUAUUGAAUAAAACGUAAUAUGUAUAUAUGUAUUUAUCAUGCUUCAAAGCGCUAGAGUAGAUUUAUUUGGUUCACCCCACUCGGCUGUCUUUCUUUUCUUAUUGGUGAUACAUUACAGCUACGCGACAAUAUUACGUGGACAUAUGGAACGGAAAUGUGACAAACUGUUUUUAUGUAACAAAUUGCAGUUUUAAUCGACUAAGUCGUGCUUUCUUUUUUAUAUAGGAAAAUUGAUCCGAAAAGUUUAAAUAAUAUAGUUUACUACAAUACUUUCGCCUGCAUCGUUCCUGAAGCAUAUAAUGUAAUCUGAAGGAGGGUUGGGUGGCCGAAUGGUCUAAGGUGUGCGCUUUAAGCGCCAAUAAACGCACAAACUUUUUCAUCAAUAGUAUUGACGUCAAAUUAUUUGACGUGUUUUUGAUUGUGUAUGGGCGAUAUUGAUCGACGGCCUAAAAGUAUUGAUGUCAUUAUAUUCUAGAUAGAUAUUUUUUGCGCAAACCACCAAUAAGGCUAUAGCGCAUCCAUUGUGCCAGUUGGGCCCGAACUAAAUAUUGCAUAAUAUAUAUUGAGUGUGUGGGGCAAACGUCAAAACUAUUGAGAUCAAUACUAUUGAUGAAAAAGUUUGUUCGUGUAUGGGUCGCUUUAGAUAAAAAGGUGGCUGUUAUAGAGUCAAUAGUCGCGUGGUUUCGAUACCACACUUAUACGUGACAAGGAGUAGGGUUGCCUGUACAACCUAGUGGGUCCCCCCCCCCCCCGACUGCUAAAGAUCCCUAUACGCACAAGCGAAUUAGUGAAAUAAAAUUGUAUCAUAAAUUAGUUUCGAAAUGACCUGUCGUAUUGCAUUGUGUCUGUUUUUUUAAUCUGAAUACAGUUAGUGCAUAAAUGGCAAAAGAAAUUUAGAUCCUCGGACAUUAAUAGCUCUUUGAUUUAGUUGAAAUUAAGGUUGAUUUGAUGGUAAGUACUAUACGAGUGUAUGUUUGUUUCGAAAAAUUCGGUGCAUGUUGAAUUGUUUUAAAAUUUAGUUUUCAUUUUUGACCCAAGAUGUCUACACAAUAGAUACAGUUUUACAGCAGAUUGUCUCCACACAAAACAAAUUAACAUAUAAAAUCCAGUGAAAUCGAGAACUUUAUUUUGGAUCCAAAUCAAAGAGAUUUAUAUAUAGUCAUCCAAAAGUGCCACAGCGCCAACCGAUUGUCUCAUGCCAUAGUCAAAAAAAAAUAAAAAAUAUAAAGAACUAUA
Molecule: messenger RNA, 3983 nt
Organism: Patella vulgata (common limpet)
Lineage: Eukaryota; Metazoa; Mollusca; Gastropoda; Patellidae
Product: beta-1,3-galactosyltransferase 1
Exons: 3
Coding region: 538-1749 (403 amino acids)
Cellular component (GO): membrane
Molecular function (GO): hexosyltransferase activity
Source: RefSeq, a predicted model, not a curated record